UUUUUGGGUCGGAAAUACCUAAAUUUAUUCUGUUGCGUUGUACCUUUUUUCCUUACCAAUCAAAAAGGGAUAUUGCUGUUCAAUAGUGUAUGGAUAAUAUCUGUUGUGCUAUGAAGGAAUUUGUGUAUGGUAGUUACCAAGAAUCAUCUAGAUAUUUCAACAAGUAUUUUGAAUAGACAUUGAUCACCGAGAUUCCAAACUCCAGGUAAAAUAUAUCUAAAAUGUGAUGUUAAUGCAUAUGGUUUUACCCUUUCGUUAUAAUUAACCAUUUUUAUACAUUUUUGACCACUAAUAGAGUAAAUAAGUUAAAUUUAAGUUGCAAUAAUACCAAUUGGCUAACUGUUUAAUUGUAGUUAUCAAGUGUUUAAUAAGAAGAGUGUGAACAGCAAAAGAAACUUGGGCCAUCAUGGCAAAGGUUCAUGUUCAGAAUGUUGUAGUUCUUGACAACCCCUCCAAUUUCUCCAAUCCCUUCCAGUUUGAAAUCACCUUCGAAUGUUUGGAAGAUCUUCAGGAAGAUUUGGAGUGGAAAAUUAUAUAUGUUGGUUCAGCUGAAAGUGAAACUUAUGACCAAGUUCUUGAUACUGUUUAUGUUGGUCCUGUGCCUGAAGGAAGACACAUGUUUGUAUUUCAAGCUGAGCCUCCACAACCCUCUAAAAUUCCGGUUGCAGAUGCUGUGGGCGUAACAGUUGUCCUGCUUACCUGUUCCUAUCGCAGCCAAGAAUUUAUUCGUGUUGGGUAUUACGUAAAUAAUGAAUAUGGCGAUGCUGAACUGAAAGAGAAUCCUCCCGCAAUUCCGCAGUUUGACAAACUAAUGCGAAAUAUUCUAGCCACCAAUCCUCGUGUCACACGAUUCAAAGUGGAUUGGGACGAUACGAAUAAGAGCGGCACUUCGAAAGGUGAACAAAUUGUGGAAAGUGAUGGUCAUCAGAAAAUGGAUGCCUCCAUAAUGGAAUCCAUGGACGUGAUGUAAAGCUGAAAAUGGAUCGCCUUGUGAACCUGCCACCUGAACCGCUCAAACCGGAGGAAUCCCAGUGCUGCGGCCAAGGAUGUCAGUUUUGCGUCUUUGACACUUACAAGCAAGAAUUGUUGAUUUGGCAAAGAAAGUGUAAGGAACUCGAAACUUGCCAAUUGGAGAAAAAUACUAAAAUGAAUCCAGAAACUUAUGUAGACUGUGUUAUUGAAAGUGUCGAACCAGUGUGCCCUAGUGUUUUUUUGUUCCACUUCAAGCUUCCGGAGAACCACUGUAUGGAGUUUAGUGCGAGCCAGCAUUUGAUAGCCCGCGAAAGUACGAGCAACUCAACCAUUUCCAGGCCAUACACUCUGAUCAGUUCACCCGGACUAGUGAAAAAAUUUACUGUCUUGAUAAAACUUUAUGACAACGGAAUGAUGUCCAACAUUAUCAAAAGAAAAUGGCUGACAGGAAAGGUAGUUUCUUGGAGAGGACCAAUUGGUCAAUGUGACUAUAAGCCAAAUAGUUAUCGUAACGUACUGAUGAUUGCGGCUGGAACCGGAAUUACCCCACUGUACCAAAUAACAAAGCUGAUUAUUGAUAACCCGGAUGACGAAACGCGCGUUUUUCUUCUUUAUGGUUGCAGAACGUACUCAGAAAUAAUUUUCCAACGUGAAUUUCAUCAACUGCAAGAUUAUUGGAAUUUCAAGGCCUGUUAUUUCCUCAGUGAUGAUGAGAAUCAAGAUGCUGAAACCCUUAAAAGACAUAACGAAGAAAUUAUUUAUCACAAGUUAGACGAGGAAACGUUGAAGGAGAUGAGUGUUAUCAAGCAAAGUGACAGUUUACGCGUUUAUCUGUGUGGAUCUAAAGCAUUUGAGAAAAAAAUAAUCGAGUAUUUGACUAAAAUUGGUAUUGAGAAAAGUUCCAUAAUCACUUUUUAGUGAAUACAAUUCUUGCUGAAU
Molecule: messenger RNA, 1911 nt
Organism: Daphnia pulex (common water flea)
Lineage: Eukaryota; Metazoa; Arthropoda; Branchiopoda; Diplostraca; Daphniidae
Product: histone chaperone asf1-like
Exons: 5
Coding region: 407-970 (187 amino acids)
Biological process (GO): DNA replication-dependent chromatin assembly
Cellular component (GO): nucleus
Molecular function (GO): histone binding
Source: RefSeq, a predicted model, not a curated record